ACCAUAUUGGAACAAUUUUGUUUGAAAAGGCAACCAAGUAUAUUCUGCUAAGUUUAAGCUGGGCUUCGAUCAUUUCAUGGAGAGAAAUAUAUCACCUAAAUUUGGGAGUUCUUUGCCGGUACCUUGUGUUCAAGAACUGGCCAAAGAAUCGCCAGAAAUAAUCAUCCCAACACGCUACGUUCGUGAAGAUCUGGAGCCUCUGUCACUCGCUGUGAAAGAAAUUCCAGUGAUCAACAUGGCUAAAUUGCUUAAAGGAGAAAGCGAGGAGCUUAAGAAGAUGGAUAUUGCAAGCAAAGAAUGGGGUUUUUUUCAGCUAAUAAAUCAUGGAGUGAGUUCAUCAUUGGUCGAAAAAGUGAAAACUGAAACAAAAGAUUUCUUCCAUCUCCCGAUGGAAGAGAAGAAGAAGUUUUGGCAAGAGCCAGGAGAACUUCAAGGCUUCGGAUCUGCAUUUGUGCAUUCUCAGGAGCAAAAACUUGACUGGUGUGAUUUGUUUUAUAUUAUCACUCUCCCAACAUAUUUAAGGAAACCAGAUUUAUUCCCAAAUCUCCCUUUGCCGUUCAGAGAAACAGUGGAAAUGUACGCAGAGGAAUUGAGAAAUCUGGCCAUGACGCUCAUUGAUUAUUUAGCAAAAGCUGUGGGGAUUGAGCAGGAACACGUAAGAGGAUUGUUCAAUGAAGGGUUGCAGGCUAUGAGGAUGAAUCACUAUCCUCGUUGUCCCCAACCAGACAAAGUCAUAGGACUUUAUCCUCACUCAGAUGCUACCGGGCUUACAAUCGUGCUCCAACUCAAUGAAACCGAAGGUCUCCAGGUCAAGAAAGAUGGCAUGUGGGUUCCUGUUAAACCUCUCCCAGAUGCCUUUAUCGUCAAUAUUGGGGAUAUGAUAGAGAUACUGAGUAAUGGGACUUACCACAGUCCUGAGCAUCGAGCAGUAGUAAACUCGGAAGAGGAAAGGCUAUCCAUCGCAACAUUUUUUAAUCCCAGACUUGACACAGAAUUGGGUCCUGCCCCCACUUUGAUCACACCACAGAACCCAGCAAUGUUCAGAACAGUAGGCGUUGAAGAUUAUCUCAAAGGCUUAUUUGCUGGUCGGCUUGAGCGUAAAGCAUACAUUGAUGUUAUGAGGAUUGAAAUGGAAGAAAGUCCUGACAGUUAAUGAUGUGAUGGAAAGUCAAUAAAUUAAGCAUGAGCUGCUGUACUAGACUACCAUAUUCUCUAAAUUAAAGCUGCUGGACACUUGACUGGCUACAAUUAAAGUGCUGGACACAA
Ipomoea nil (Japanese morning glory) is the source of this 1266-nucleotide messenger RNA. Its product is annotated as protein SRG1-like. The record is from RefSeq and is a predicted model, not a curated record. Bases 77 to 1153 code for a protein of 358 amino acids. The transcript has 4 exons. Lineage: Eukaryota; Viridiplantae; Streptophyta; Magnoliopsida; Solanales; Convolvulaceae.